Phaeodactylum tricornutum CCAP 1055/1 is the source of this 915-nucleotide messenger RNA. RefSeq lists its product with no specific name. Lineage: Eukaryota; Bacillariophyta; Bacillariophyceae; Surirellales; Neidiaceae. The transcript is spliced from 2 exons. The coding region runs from base 1 to 915 and encodes 304 amino acids. The record is from RefSeq and is a predicted model, not a curated record. Gene Ontology annotation, molecular function: nucleic acid binding.
AUGUCAAACGCAAUGAACGGGAUUAUGAAGCAUUACGUCCCUGCUUGGGAUGGGUAUCCGGUGACACUGUCCGAAACCAUCAUGGCUACUACACAGUACACUCGCGAAGUCUACAAUGCACCGCUACGAAAGCACUUCAAAUUGCGAUUCCCGGCUCUAAAUGUGCAUUGGCGAAACAAGGCUGUUGCAACGGAUACUAUCUGGUCAGACACACCUGCUGUUGACAACAGAGUCAAGUUUGCACAACUGUUUGUGGGGAGACAUUCCUUAGUCACCAAUAUUUAUCCCAUGAAAACAGACAAGGAGUUUGUCAAUGCCCUUGAAGACAAUAUUUGCCAUUGUGGAGCUAUGGAUAAACUUCUGAGUAAUCGAGCCCAAGUCAAAAUCAGUAAGAAGGUUGCUGAUAUUACACAAGCCUACAACAUUGACCAAUGGCAAAGUGAACCUCAUCAUCAACAUCAAAAUUCUGCCAAACGCCGUAUUGCUACUAUUGAAGCUAAUACCAAUAAUGUUCUUAACAAAACCGGUGCUCCUGAUUCCACUUGGCUCUUGUGCAUUGCCUACAUUUGCCAUGUCUUCAACCAUUUGUCCCAUGAAUCCUUGCAUGAUUGUACACCGCUCGAAAUUCUUCUUGGUAGCACCCCUGAUAUCAGCGUACUUCUCCAGUUUCAUUUUUGGGAACCGGUGUACUACCGUAUCAAAGAUGCAUCUUUCCCUUCAAAUGGUACCGAAAAGAACGGUCGCUUUGUUGGCAUUGCUGAAUCUGUUGGGGAUGCUCUCACUUACAAAAUCCUCACAGACAACACCGACAAGAUCUUAUACCGCUCUAGUGUGCAUUCCGCAUCAAAAGCAGGAGAAACCAACCUAUGCCUUAUGCCACAGGAUGGGGAGAGAUCUACCCGGUUUCACCCCUGA